AACGAACACCGCUCCAAACGUUGCGCCAUGCCUCCUCAGCUGUUUGCCUUGUGUUUGCCGUGUUUGCCAUGCUGAACGACGCUGAACAAGCGAACAGGUGACGGAUUCAGCGCGACAACCUUCGUGUGAUGUGGCCGCGGUCAUGGAGGCUGAACUCGCAAAGUUCCGAGCGCAGUUGAAGAAGAAAUCCGCCGAGGAAGACACGGAAAAAUCGCCACAGCCGGCAAGCAAGUCCCUCGAAGACGAUACUCAGUUACCGGAACCACCAUCUCCGCUCCCAAGGCGACGAAUCGCCCCUUCGGUGACCGUCCCAGAACCGAUGCCGUCAUCGUCGCGAAUCGUAGUGACGGACGAACCGAUCGUCGACGAAACCCCGUCGCGGUGGACUCGCGUCGACGUGGCAGUGUUUGCGUCCAAGCUGGUCCUCUGGGCGCUUCUGAUGGCGCUCGCCGUGGUCGUCCAGUUCGGCGCCGUGUUCUUCGUAGUCAGCGUCUUCUACGUCAUUUUCACCAACCUCCGUGACAGACCGAGGAAGCGGGGAGAACUCAGCGCCUACUCGGUCUUCAAUCCGAACGUGGAGUCCAUUGCCGGCACGGUGUCGGCCGAGGACUUUGAGAAACAGCUUCAGUACGGCGCGCUACACUGAUAGCAUAAGGCGCUUGGCUACACUGAUAGGAUAAGGCAGGUUAAGAACAGCAGGACAAUAUCCUCCCACGAUCCCUCUGCUCUUUUCAGUUUAGCAGAGCGAAUGCGAAAGGAGGAAACUAAUUACGGCGAACAGAGAGCUUGUGCUGAUAUUCUAGAUCAACAGAUUACACCCAGGUGUCGUAUGGAGUACAUGGUUGCGACUACACAAGUUGCCAAUGAGUGUGUACAGUACUGUGUCCGCAUUCCAUGAAAUGGGAGCGAGUGACAUCAAGUGCAUGACGAGCAAAGCACACAAAUGUUUCCUGCAUAUUUGACAGCAUGGCCCUGGCCGUAGUGUGUGCAAUACUAUGCCCGUGCUACAUGAUCUGGGAGUGAACGAAGUCACGUGCAUGACAUGCAAAGCCCACGAUUGCUCUUCCACUUAUUAUUACUAAUGCACGACACAGAAUGGCAGAUGACAAAACUGGCCAGGGAAAUAAUAGAAUCAUUGUCAAUAGGUGGCCCCUUGCCGUCAAGGGGCCAAACAAGCGAUCGCUGUUUUUUUUUCUUUUAGAAUCGACAGGCUAUCAUCAAAACUGAUAGUGUGAUGGAAAGUGCUCAUUUGGGAUACUAUCCAAGCGGGAAAGUGCCAAUGUUGUGUUGGUGCUAAAAGCUUCCUGCAGUGUACACAACCGCAGACACCUAGACAAGUAUUUUUUCCUAUUUUUAUUGUUAACACACGGUAAGACACCCAGUGUCCUAGUCCAAGAGCGUGAGAUGGCUCCAGCCUGCUUUUGUAGAAGUGCAGGGUACCCCCUUUUUCGUCCGAGCUCAAGUAACACAGUGGUUUGUGGAGGCCCAACGAGUCUUCCGGUGGUUUCACGAGGACGGAGAGGUCCUGGCGGCUUCCACGAUCUCCAGCAAAGCUCCGUAACUGGGCACGCUCGACCGUGCCGUGUCCAGCUCCUCCAUCUGCGCAAUAAAUGCAGCUGUCAAACAGUGCAAUGCCACCGUU
Ixodes scapularis (black-legged tick) is the source of this 1642-nucleotide messenger RNA. It is a transcript of the gene Saysd1, whose product is annotated as SAYSvFN domain-containing protein 1. Lineage: Eukaryota; Metazoa; Arthropoda; Arachnida; Ixodida; Ixodidae. The transcript has a single exon. The record is from RefSeq and is a predicted model, not a curated record. The coding region runs from base 143 to 646 and encodes 167 amino acids.